Papaver somniferum (opium poppy) is the source of this 1583-nucleotide messenger RNA. Its product is annotated as probable serine/threonine-protein kinase At1g54610. The record is from RefSeq and is a predicted model, not a curated record. Gene Ontology annotation, biological process: positive regulation of transcription elongation by RNA polymerase II; protein phosphorylation. Gene Ontology annotation, molecular function: RNA polymerase II CTD heptapeptide repeat kinase activity; ATP binding; cyclin-dependent protein serine/threonine kinase activity. NCBI's taxonomy places the organism in Eukaryota, Viridiplantae, Streptophyta, Magnoliopsida, Ranunculales, Papaveraceae. The transcript has 5 exons. Gene Ontology annotation, cellular component: cyclin-dependent protein kinase holoenzyme complex; nucleus. The coding region runs from base 30 to 1241 and encodes 403 amino acids.
AGCAAGAGAAUCAUACUAGUGUAAUACGGAUGACAAAUAUUAUAUUCUUCAAACCCGUUUACAAAGAUGAAGAAAUUGUUGUUGAGGAUGAGGAAGAAGGUAAACCUGGUCCAGUUUCUAUUUACAGUAGAAUCAAUUGUUUUGCUGGUUGUUCUUCGUUAUUAUUGGAUGAUGAUAAAACGGAAGUAACUGAUCAAAAGGAUAGCAUCAAUUCAAAUGUAGACACCAAUAUUGAUGCUCCUUUUGAAGCCGAAGAAAACGUCAGCUUAGACGUUCCUUUAGGAAUAAUACAAGAACAAGUCCCUGAAUGGCCUUCUUGGCUCUCUCCCUUUCCGAUGGACGCCAUCAAAGGUUGGAGUCCUCGUUCCUCCAAUAGUUUUGAAAUUCUCCAUAAGAUUGGACAGGAUAGUAGUCGCUGCCAAGUAUUCAAAGGCAGAGAUAUCAUUACCGGGAAAAUUGUGGCUUUAAAGAAGAUCAAACUGCACACCUGGGAGCCUGAGUAUGUGGAAGAGAUGGCGCGAGAGAUUCUCGUCUUGAACCGACUAGAUUCUCAUCCUAAUGUUGUGAAAUUGGAAGGUCUGGUGCUGAUUCACGGAGAGCCUUUGAGUUUGUACCUAGUUUUUGAAUACAUGGAACAUAGUUUGGCUGAUCUCAUUAUAACCCACCAAAUCAAGUUCACAGAGUCUCAGGUAAAGUGCUAUAUGCAUCAACUGCUAUUAGGACUUGAAUAUUGUCACAGCCGUGGUGUAAUCCAUGGUAACAUCAAUGCAUUUAAUCUUCUCAUUAGCAACAAAGGAAUACUUAAGAUUGCUGGUUUCGGAAAAGCUGCUUCAAUUAAUUUUCCUAAUCGCAAUGAAUCGGGUAUGGUUAGUGAAGCAGUACCUGUCCUGUAUCGGGCACCAGAGUUUUCUUCAUACCAUCCUGCAUACAGCAGUGCUGCAGAUCUUUGGGGUGUCGGUUGCAUCUUAGCCGAGUCAUUGGCUACGAAACCUAUCAUACAGACACUUCAAGUGGAAGAACACUGCAACCCGUAUAAUAAACACGGCAGAAGAAAGAAUUUUAAAGGUUUUCCACCAUCAUCAUUGACGUUAUUGAAAACUCUUCUGGCAGAUAAUCCAGUUGCACGACAAUCUGCUUCUGCUGCAUUGGCAAAUAAAUUCUUCACAACAAGCCCUUAUGCAUGUGAACCAUCCAGCAUUCUACAGUAUCCUCCAAGGAAGACAAUACAAGAAGCUAAAUAGGAAUAAGGUUUGUUUAUAAUAUAGAAUUACUACUUUUCAGGUUUCUUACUAAUUUCUUGUGCUUGUAUGUUACCGACUUUAAGAUUUCGCAUAAAAACCUCAGUGAGCUGUCCGAGGAAAGAACGCCUCUCCGUAAGAUGCUGAAAAGACUUGUAUGAACUAAAAAACAAUAGUAGAGAUGUCGACAAUUGUAUUAUUGGUAAUCACUGUGCUAUCAUGGAGAAGACUACAAAAUAUAUCAAAUGUAUGCCACCGACACAUGUCACAUACUGAAAUCAGUGUAAGGUAUAAAUGUAGUAUUCCAUAUAUUAUAUUUACAUGAGCAUCAAUCAGUUAUAUGGA